UGGGGUGCUGCAGAGUGGCACAAGUUCAAGGAGCUAAGAUGAGAGGGCAUGGGGGGAGGGUUAGGUGCAGAGAGGCCAGGGAAAGAGAAUCCAGGAUGUGCAUGUAUGCAAGUGCAGAAAGGCUAGAAAAAGACUAGGCUACGACUCAGGGUCCUCUUAGUGCCCCGCAGUUCUUGGGCUACAAUAAGCCCCUGAACCUCAGCCACCCAUGGAAGUCUCAGUCCGCCUCACCUCAGCCUCAUAGUAUGGCGUAAGGAGAUUUCUUGCCUCUUAGAGCCACUACACAACAAGGAGCUUGCUUGCCACACUGCUAGACUGGGGCUGCCCUUUGUUCUGGGAAAGGCCUCACACUGCCUGGCUUGGCCUUUACAAGGAAGCUAUGGCCACAUGAGAUCAUCUUCCCCAAUCUUACAAAGAAACCACUUGGGGAAGAAAACCUCGUAUAGCCAGCAGUUGCCUUGUGGAAGGCAAGGCUGGACAAACUUAGUUAGCAAUGGGAAAAUGAUGGUGAAGCUAAGGUAGCAGGGCUUGCAGAGUGCAGGAUGCCAUGGCGGCAGGGGAGAGAAGUGGAUGGGGAGAGUUGUAACAUUCUCUGUGGUUGUAAGUGCAGACAGGCUGUCAACUGCACAAGUUUUGAUCUGGUUAUUGCAGGGAUGCAGCAAUGGCCAUAACUUCAGGGACUGGUCAUAAGUCCCUUUGUUCAAUGCCACUGUAACUUGUAACAGUUGCUGAAUGAAUAGCCAUAAGUGGAGAACUACUUGUAGAAAUGAAUGUAGGAACAGCUUCUGUCUUGUGUUUUUAGCCUACAGAAUUUCAGCUAAAUGCUGUUGCUCUGGUCUUGUGUAUCCUAAAGUCACAGAAAAGACUUAUUGCCAAUGUUAUUGCCAAUGUUACUAAGAGCAGAUGCAGUGAAAUAGUUGAGGAAGAUGGGGCACAAUUUUUCACUCUCUUAUGGUAAUAAUUUCCACAUGCAUGUAAAAUAAAAUAAGGGAAUGAAGAAAGGAGAAGUCCCAUAUGGAAAAAACAGAUGUAAGGGAGAAGAUACCAGACUGGGAGAUUGAGAUAAUAAUAGUUUUUAUUAUCAAAGUGUUCUUCUGCCUAGGCUCCCUACAUUUUUGACACAGCCUUGAUUGGAGAUGCUUAACUGGCAUACAGAGCUUGGACUAAUCCCAGAGUAUGCAGCCAGAUGGGGCUGGUCUGUUCCUAGCCUAAUGGACUAAAUUGAUAAUAGAGCAGCCCUGUAAAUAGGACACACUGCCCUACCGCUAUUCUCACAAGCCAUCUUUUUCUUGAAGCAGGCAUUGUUUUGCAACCCCUGGUGUAUUUUUAGGUAGUGCUGCUUUGAUUGGGACAGGAAAAUGCUUCAGAUUGGCUGUGGAUCUGUUAUCUUUCCAGUUCUGCUAGCAGUGUGCAGCCACUAUUUCCUAGGUAUUUUUGCCACAAGCAGUUCCAAUCAUUGACUUAUUUGUCAGUCCUAGGCUAGUGAGAAGGGAAACUGUAGAUUUCUCAAGUAUGAAAAAAGAUUGCCUUUGAGUCAGAAUUUUUAGUUUGAAGAAGGAAUGCUAGAAGCAAGCUUUAUAUUAAGGCAUAUCCUUUUGAAGUUGAAUGCAUGUGCCUCAAAUAGACCCUGAUGUGUAGUCAACAGCCAGUCAGGAGAGGCCUUAAAUAGCUGCUGAACUGUUGUGAGUUGAGCUCUGAAUAGGAGCUGCCAGAGAUCUCCUUGGCAGCAGACCAGGAGAUCCCUGCUUUACUUAAUAGUGCAUAUUAAUUUAUGUGUAAAUGAAAAGCAAACAAACUCCUGCCUGGGGCUUUCAUUGACAUUUUUUCUACUUAAAUGCAGUAGCUGGGAGCCAGGAAAUCUUGGCUUUACAGAUGCCUUAUCAGAAUCAGUGGAUGUCUUUGGGAAGAUUUCCCCUCCUUAGGACAUAGUUCAUAAUGGCCCACGUUAGCUGAAAGCAGAAUGUCGUCAGCUUUACUGAUAGAUGGUUGAAGUUCUAAUGUAAUUCAUAAAAUUAAUGCAAAGAGGUUAACUCGGGAGGCAAACAGCUUUUUAAAAACAAUUUGUCCUGGUAAUUCAUACUGGUGUCAGCUUUUUGCUGAUAUAUGUUAAAUAUCUUCUCAUAAAUUUUGGGAGAUUCAAAAUGAAACAGAACAGAAAACCAACCAACCAAACAAACAAACAAACAAACAAAAAACUGGCCCUUUCCAGUAAGGCUUUUAGAUACAAGGUGAGAAAAGGUCUGUAUUGUGAAGAUGAAAUAAUUCUCUUCUCGGGACAAUCACAAUAGUGUGUAGAUGGGCAAUGCUAUUAACAUUUUGAUUUUCAGAACUAUGUGUUGUUUUGUGUUUGAAAUAUUUGGAGAAAGGUGAACUUCUUAGUGGUAGUUCUGCAACAUAUACAAAUCUGUAAGUUUUCUUUUGUCUUUUUUCUCAAUAACAGUUUGGGAUAGACACAUUUCCUAUAAGUUCUUGCAUCUUAGUUCAGCUUUCUCUAAUCCUGCAUCCUUUGUAAGUAGAGUAGAAUAAUAGAGUUGAAAGGGACCUUGAAGGUCUUCUAGUCCAACCCCUUGUUUAAGCAAGAAACCUUAUACGAUUUCAGACAAUCGGUUGUCCAAUCUCUUCUUAUUAUCUCCAGGAGCACCCAAAAGGCAAACCAUUCCACUGAUUAAUUGACCUGUCAAGAAACUUCUCCUUAUUUCUAGGUUGGAUUUUCUCUUCAUAAGUUUCCAUCUGUUCCUUCUCCUGCCUUCAGGUGCUUGCUAUUAUAACUACUGGUUCAAGAAAAAAAGAGUUGUAGUCCGUGCACAGCUGCAAGUCUAUAUCGGGAAGAUAGCUAAUAAAUUCAUUAGCUUCCAUAAAAUUGUUGAUGUCUCUAAAAGGAAGUGGAAAAAUUUGCUGUGUAUGACUGCUGAUAAAUGUGGCUGUAGCCUUUGGCACUAUGAACAAUGUAUAAAAUUGACUUACACUGAUAUUACUCAGUAAAUAGUAUUUUUUUUAAAAAAAUGUGUAAAGUUACUAGGCUUUGCAAAACAGUAAUAAGGGAGGAGAGAUAAUCAGCAGGCCCAGCCUAAAAAUAAGGGAGGAAAUUGCAUUCUUGUUGACUAGAGAAGCAGUUGGGAAAUGAAUAUAUUUAGAUGCAAUUAGAUUUCUAUCCCAAGGGCUGAGUAUUACCACAACUUGUCUCAUAUUUCAUCUUCACUCCUCUGGGGAAGAUUCAACAGAGAGAAGGCAUGAGUUGCCCAAGGCCACCGGCUAGUGUUCCAUGUGCUGUUGGUCCUGAAAAGGCCUCCAGGAACAGACCUGCAAGAAUACAGCACACAUCAUCAUUAGAUACCAUCCUUGGUUCAUACCUUAUGGGCCAGUGGCCUCGGGAUGCUGAAGGACUUCCCUUGUCACAUAUGAGUGACAAAUCUACUCAGACUCCAGUAUCUUGGUAUGAAUCAGAGGUGAGAAAAGUUACAGAUCAUAAGCGAUCUGCCUCAUGGAAUAAUAUGGAUCAUCGUAGAGAGAUUGCUAAACUGAAGCAACAGCUCCAGCGAACAAAGCUUGCUGUUUGGAAUAGCAAAGAGAAAGCCCAGAGCUUUUCCACUCAAGGCAAUCAUAGCAUGGUCCCAUCAAUCAAGGCUUCCCCACUUGCAUCUUUUCCAGUCCCGACCACUGUAUCGAUCAGCCCUUCUUUGCACAACAGUUUCGACAGUAUCAGUCAGGAAUUGGAAGAGAUGUUUGUAAAGGAGCAAGGAGACGAGGAACUCCUCAGAAUCUUAGAUGUCCCAGAUGGGCACAGAGCUCCACUUCCUUUCCAAAGAAAUACUGACGAUUCCUUGUUGCCACAUCUGGAAAACAGUAGUCUCUGCAGCAGCCUUUCUCUUUCUCCAUCCCCUUCAGCUGCUCUUCGACAAUCCCCACAUUCUCCUGCUCAGAUAAUAACUGAUGAAGCUUUGCCCAGGGCUUUAGACAAGCUAGUAUUGGAGGACAAAGGUAGAGAAAAUGGCAUCACUUCUCCAGUCCUUGCCUUUGCUCUGUCUCCUCGUCCCAACCACACCUAUGUAUUCAAGCGGGAGCCCCCAGAGGGUUGUGAAAAAAUCCAUGCUUCUGAGGAAAUAGUGUCUGAUCUGCCUGUCCUGCCUUCUUCUCCUGAUAAGAACAAAGUCUACUUCAAUCCAACGGGCUCUGCUUUUUGCCAGUUUAGUCUGGUGAAGUCUCUUAUUCCCAAAGUAAACAUCCUGUACAGAGACUUCUCUUCCUCUCCCAGCCCAAAGUCCUCAGGCACAUUUUCUUCUUGCCAAGUCACUACCACUGUCCCCAUCCUCGCUUUACAGAAAGACUUAAGGGGAGACUUCAGUGAAAACCCAAAAUCUCCUUCAUUAGGCUUGGAGUCCUGGAAACGGCACCAACCUGAAGACACUGCCCUGUUUCAUAGUUCCGUGGUUGUCUGAAGCACAGGGAGUGGAGUAGAGGCAAAAUAAAUGUAUGGUCCUUCCAAGGCCUGUAGAAAAAAGUGCCUUGAUACUGGGAAUCAGAGUGAUCCCAGCAACAGCCUUAAAGUAAAGAUUGCUAUUGGACUCCUUUCAAGGAGCACUUUCUUUCCUUAAGCAUCUCUGUCAAUAUCUUUUUGCGACUCUGGUAUCCAAAGAGCACCUAAUCUUCUCAUUUGGAAUGCCUAGGCAAUUACAAGGAUUGUCUUUCUCUCUGCUUGCUGUGUGAGGCAGGAGCUCAUUGAUGGUGUUUAAAUGUUCCUAGAGAUGUUUCUCAAGGUUCCAACAGAAUAGAGUGUACAAUGAAUAUAAGAUGCCAGAACUUACAUAUGCUGAUUGAACAGUUGAUGUCAUUGGAUAAAAAUUGAGCAGAGUUGUGGUUUAUGGAAUCUCAACUCUGCAAUACCAUUAAGAUUCUUUUCAUAUCCUGCCCUGCACUGUAUGGCACUCACAUCACUGGAAUACAAUCAGCUAAAUGCUUUGAAGUAUUUUCUUUCUUAAUGAUUGUACCACACCAGAUAAUUGACUAAGUAAAUUAUUCAAGGUGUGUCUUAGAGAUAAAGAUUUUGAGUCCCUUCAUUAGAAGAAAGAGCAAAGGAGGAAUGUCCUAGUUGCACUUUUUCCAGAUGGACCUCCUGAAAUUAUUUUUUUCAAAGAACUUUGCAUAAUGAGAUUGAAGCCCAAGCCAUUCUCGAGGGAUGCAGCUGCCAAUGGAAUUAACAUAUGCUAUUUUCCUUUAUUAUAAUAAAUUGGACUCCUCAGUGCAUCUUGACACUACAACUCUUCUAGACCAUGAAUUGGAAAAUCAGCUCAGCUUUAUUUUAAGAAGAUUCCAAAGAUCCUAUGUUCACUUACGUCUUUGUCCUAUACCUCUAUCAACCCCUUCAAUGGAAAGCCUUAAACCUAGUGAUGCCUUGAUUGCAAAGUGUAUUUGGAAGUCAUAUUUUGUUGUUACAUUUAUGGAUUGUACUAGGAGGGUUUUAUGAAAUUGAGAGAAAACUAUAUUUUCUUUUGAAGACAGUAUUUUUGCAGCUACUUUUAAAGUUUUUGUAAAUGUUAAUGUACUGUAUGCACCAUGAAAAGCUUCAUGAAACAAUCUGUCUCAGAGCUUCAUUGCAUCUUGAGUUGAAAGGUUUUUGCAGAUUUUUGGUGUUCAAACCAAUUAAAAGAAUGAUAAAAAUGUUGAGUAUCAAAUAUGUUUAUACCGCAUUGUGUUAAAAAAAGGAGAAAGUAAUGGUCCAAAAUAGCUUGGAUUGAUUUUCAUAUUUACAGUUGUAUUCUUUAUAGCCUUAUAAGUUUGCAUUGCACUACCAAAACUGAAUAAGAACUGACUGAUGGAUUGA
Crotalus tigris (Tiger rattlesnake) is the source of this 5818-nucleotide messenger RNA. RefSeq names its product family with sequence similarity 117 member A (gene FAM117A). Lineage: Eukaryota; Metazoa; Chordata; Lepidosauria; Squamata; Viperidae. The transcript is spliced from 8 exons. Bases 3231 to 4436 code for a protein of 401 amino acids. The record is from RefSeq and is a predicted model, not a curated record.